Alternaria incomplexa is the source of this 1236-nucleotide messenger RNA. RefSeq lists its product as uncharacterized. NCBI's taxonomy places the organism in Eukaryota, Fungi, Ascomycota, Dothideomycetes, Pleosporales, Pleosporaceae. The coding region runs from base 1 to 1236 and encodes 411 amino acids. The transcript has a single exon. The record is from RefSeq and is a predicted model, not a curated record.
AUGGCAAAGAUAAACAAGAAACAGAAGCAGCGGAUUCAGGCGCAAGAAGAAGAGCUAAGCCUUGAGACAGAGCAAGAGUCAAAAGCGCCGGGAACACCGCAGUACGACACAGCAAGCGACUCAGAAUCAUCAGAAACGGUUAGGUAUGCGCCUACAAGCAUUCUAAAGCUUGAUAGCUUUGCAUCACCAGCUACCACCAAGCUUCGAAGGAAGAUGUGGCUAUCUUUGACUGCUCAUGUCGAGCUUAGCAAGUUACUAGCGGCUGCAAAGAGUUCGAGCGAUCAUCAUUUCGAUACAUGGUCAAAUCCGAAGACUUUGAGAAGAGACCCAGAAAUAACACAAGACGAAUGGGAGAAAGUAAUCGAGCAACAGUACCAAACCUGGCAUAACGAUAUCACCACAAAGCUCAGUGCGGAAAUCGACGCGCACCAUUGUACCAUCCGCCAGUGGCAAAUAACCGAGGAGCACGGUAGUAUGCAAAAGUCGGAAACGCUGCGUUUGAUAAUGCAUGCCGAGACAACUACAGCCCGCCUCCGCAAGCUGCUCGUCAUACUGCGAGACUUCAAGAAUCAGAUGAAAGGAGAGUACGUCGAUGCUCACCAACAGACCGACGUCACCGAUGUUUCAUACAUUGGCUCCAUAACCCAGCGCUUAGUUGAGCCCUACCAAUCACCCCAAGUCCACAAAGCAUGGUACAAAGGUCCCGACGGCCGCGAUCUCAAUGCGUCGGAGAGGUUUAAGAAAGAUGCCAUCGACUACUAUAGUAGAUUUGCUGAUGAUUCAAUUUUGUGGUGCCCUGUCGCACGAGGAUACUCGGGUGAGGACGAGCUCCAGGCCGUCCAUCUAGUGCACUACAACACCGGAGAACGCGCCUGCGAAUACCUUUUCGGCAAGGCAGCCAACCACCAGGGCCACUUGAUGGACCCGUCGAAUAGCCUCGUGCUACCCGAAACAUUCAAAGACGCCCUCGACAGGGGUCAAAUGAUCAUCGUUCCUGCUUGUCUCGGUGACAUCGACCCGGAAUCCGGGAAGAUAGUAGAUGAAUCCGACAUAGAGCCGUACAAACUACGACUGCUGGAUCUAUCCUGGAAGAAGAGUCCAUCGGGUGAAGACAGCAGCCGCUGUCAAGCGCGCGAUUACCCGAUCGAUGGACGCAUCUUGAAAUUCAAAACCGAUACCCGGCCAAAGAAGAUGUACUUGUGGUAUCGUGCGCUCACAACAAUCGCAAUGCGAUAG